CUGCUCGGCAACGCCACUUUCGAGGAGGGGGGACUCCUGGUGGGCGUGGCGAGGCCAAGCCUCCUGCAGGCGAAAAGCUGCAUCUAGGGCUCGUUCAAGGCCGGAUUCGAAGGGGUGCUUCCCCUUUUUACUUCUCACCCCCCCCCCACGACAUACACACCCGGAGGAAAGGGUUAGGCACGCGUCCCCGCCCGGGACUGCGAGAGAAACAGCUACGUGCUUUGUAGCCUGUGGCGAAUGUCUUUCCUGACUGGUUCCUGUGGGAGGUCCCGCCCCGCCCCACACUUCCCGGGGGUGUGGAGGGAGCGCAGGAGGCAGGGAAAAGGGAGCGCGCCCCCUUCGCCCAGCGCGCCACGGGCUUUCGCGAGCAGCCUCGCAACUGCGACAAAACGACCCUGCUUGGAAAGCGGACCGGAGCCCCCGACGGCCGCCGCUCGGAUGGAAACUUAAGCAGGGAGGGCGGAAGCCCCGGACUCGGCCGAGAGCGAGCGAGGCGCCGCGUCGGCGUCAUGCUAUGGAGAGCAGGGGUCCCGCGGUGCUGGGCUUGCUAGCUUCCUUCGGCGAGCGCCCGGCGGCUGAGGAGAUCGCCUCGGCUGCGCCAUGGCGAGCGCCGGGCAGCGCGGAGGCGGGAGGCGGCGGCAGCAGCGCCGUCGAGCGGGACUGCGCGGGGGAGAAGAAGGAGCUUCCCGACGAGGCGCUUCUGGAGUUGCGCCGCCGCCGCGGGCGCUCGCUCUCCCUGCCCGCCAGCCCGACGCUGGCGGCCGCGCGGCUCUUCCCGCGGGGCCGCCUCGAAGGGGACAGUGACGGCGACCAGGACGACGACGGAGGGGGGGCGUCGGCGUCGGGGGGCGGCAGCGGCAACUGCUGCACCAAGUGCAAGAAGCGGGUGCAGUUCGCCGACUCGCUGGGCUUGUGCCUGGCCAGCGUGAAGCACUUCAGCGCCGCCGAGGAGCCGCAGGUGCCGCCCGCCGUCCUGUCCCGCCUGCAGAGCUUCCCCAUGCGCCAGAAGGACUUCGAGGAGUUCAGCGCCGCCCUGGCGGGCCUGGGCGCUUGCGCCGCGCCGGCCUUGCGCCCGCUGCACUUGCCUCAGGCGCUCCAGUUGGCGCCGCCCGACGGGCCCGGGCGGCUGCAGGGCCAGCGCGUGUGCCUGGAGGAGGCGACGGGCUCGGCUCUGGCCGGGGCCCCCACAGACGUGCGCGGCGUGGUGAGGGUGCUCAGCUGCCCGGGCCCCAAAGAAGUGACGGUGCGCUACACGUUCAACGAGUGGCUCUCCUUCUUGGACACCCCCGCGGCGCCGCUGCCCCCGCCGCCCGCGGAGCCCUGCAGCCCCGUCGAGCGCUACCAGUUCUCCCUGUGCCUCCCGCCCGGUCUGCAAGAGGGCACGGCCGUGCAUUUCGCCAUCUGCUACCGCAGCCAGCAGGGCGAGUACUGGGAUAACAACGGCGGGGCCAAUUACACCCUUAGCAGCCCGGAAAAAUCCGCGCCUCCCUUUUAUUGACACCGACCAGGCGCCCGUCAGCUUGCCUUCCUCGGUUGCCAGAGAACCUCGGAGCAAAGAGCCAGCUGUGCUUUGCCUCGCACCGCGUGCUUUACAGCCUUCCGAGCCCCGCGACCUCCAGGAACUGCCAUCACCUUACCUUUGUGCCUUCCACCCCAAUCCUUUGGAAAGCGGAUCCGGGUGGCCAACCGUGCCUUUGCACUUACCUUAGCCUCGCUGCAGCCAGCCUAGUUCAAGUUGGAGCAAAGGAGAAGCCUUGUAAGGCAUCAAGUGAGAAGGAACUGUGGAAAUCAGGGCCUGACAAUGGGAGAGAGAAGGACAAAGCAGCAACCUGAAUGUUACCUGCUUUCUGCUCCAGGCAAACACUGAUAUGACCUGGUGUCUAUAACUGGGGGAGUGACUGAUGCUGUGAAACAUCCCUUUUUGUGGGGGGAAGUAUGCCCCUCUGGAGCUAGAGAGUGGAGUUUGCUGUUCUGGAAGCUUGCAAGAGGUGGUGGUGGGGGGUGGGCGACCAUUUCUGACCUGUGCCUUCCGUUAUUCUUGUACAGGAAAUGACCUCUGAAAGCCAAGAAGGAUGCAAUUGAAUUACAGAAGUCUCUCUGAGAACCAAGCAAACAGAGCUGUUCAAAAUACACAUGCACGGCUGAGUACUUCCCUGUUACAACUUGAAUACCAAGCCUUUUCUUUACACUAAUAAACUAGAGGCACUUUGUCUUCCACCAAAGGGAUAAUGUGCUCUUAUUUCUGUAACACAGAUGGGGAAGGACCUUUUGGCAGAAAUCAUAACAGAUAUUGGCCAAGGGCUUGAUGAAGAGGAGGAGUUGUUGUUUUUUGGUCUGUUUUUGAAAAAGGGAACUUUUGUGGCUACUUGUUUGUUGUUUUUGUUUGCACUGGUGAUUUUAGUCUUGGUUCCAGUCACAUAGCAUGUUAAGAAAUUAUCACUUAAAGCAUAUCAUCACAUGUGGGCUUUCAAGGUCUAAGAAGGUGUGAAAUGUCUGUCUACUAGAAAAUCCACACUGGGAUGUAAUAGCCCUUUAGGAAAGGUGUUUAGAGUUCUGUGACCAAAUGAAAAUGAACUUGCUGUAGCUGUGUAGAAGAGGGAAUUUCGGCAGGUUUGGGUUUUCCUGCUGAAAUUCAUCCUUCUCCACAACUAUUGGAAGUUCUGGAGCCCCGCCUUCCUUUGCAUCCAAUCCCGCUUAUGUUUGCUCCCUGCUUCUGGCUGGAUUGUAGCUGUUGCCAACACACAGAAUUAAGCUUUUUGCAAACUGGACACACACUUCAGGGCUUUGCAAAAGUUGAUGCAUGCAUGUGGUAGCGGCAUCUGCAUGUAUCUAGCAGGUAGUGAGGAAGGCAAGCAGCAUUAAAUAAUAAUAAUCCUUAGCUGGACUACUGCAUAGCUGUUGUGUGGAUCAUCAUCCUUGGUGUGUGCCGAUUGACUACUAGGUGCUUUAAAAUGUAAACCCAUUCAGUAUUCCUGAAGCUUCUCUUGAGAUGACAUACCUGUGGCAGUAGCUGCUGAGAGAGCAAGCAACUUUCUUGUGUGAUCCACUUCCUCUGGAUGUCCCAUCUCUGUAACUUGGUUGAGUCCUUUGAAGGGAUUCUUACUUUGAAACUUAAUGCACUUUUGCAACCCUAAAUGGUUUUAAAAAAAACAAAAAACCCACAAAAGCUAGCUGCAGCCUUGCUGCAACUCUGGCUGUGAAGUGUUUAGUAGGAGCAAUCAUUCUGGGAAAUUAGCUGCUAAAACAGGAACAACUUGAUGACCACUUAAUUGGUGUCUUUGGGACUACUAUUAACUAAAGUGGCCGCUGAAUAGCACCUUUAGAAGCCUGUCUAGCAGUCAAAUUGUAUUAAGGUCUCCUCUCCAGUCAUGAUAAAAUGGUCUAAUGACCCAAAGUGACAAUUAAUUGAAUUGCCUUUCAAGGGCAAACUCAUUUCUUAGCAUGCUCUUUCUUACAGUAUUCACUCUCUAAAACUUGGAAUGGUAGGCUCUUUCCUGCCUGGGAUUUGGGGAAAAUAUUGCUGGCACCACUUCCGAUUUUUGUACUUUUCUUCACCCUUCAUAAGGGUGUCAACCUUAGCAUUCUUUUCUCAAGUAAGGUGACUCAGUAGGUCAGUAGUAUGAAACAUCUGCCAUGUUGAGGGAUCCUGUAUGGGUUUGUAUGAAUGCAAUAGACUGGCAUACCCUCCAAGGUGAAGGGAGAUGUGAGCAGGGGUAAGCUUUGCAGAGCCAUGUUUGGGUUUAUAUAUGCCUCACUUUGUCCAGUUGUAGCACUGUGCAACCACAACUUAUAUAAUGAAGCAUCACCUUAAAGGUUGCUUUAGGAAUGUAUCUCUAGGAGAUUAAGGGGCACUUAGCAUUGUAAUGAACAUGGGGUUUGUGGUAUGCAAACAUCAGUCUAAAAGUCUUGCCCAGGUAUGGCUCCCAAGUGCCACACAUGCAGUGUGUUUUCAGAAGCUUGUCCCUAUUUAAGUUUUAUUCCCGUGACACUGCUCUUCCCUGUUGUGUAUGUAGCAGUUGAGAAUUCCUUAGCUCAGUGGUACACAACUGGUGGCCUGUGGACCCCAAGAGGUCCACGUAACCCAUCCAGGGGGUGGUCCGUGGCACCAUUCACAUAACAAAAGCUAUCACAGAGGUAUCACAAUUUUCAAAAGUAAGGGGUCCAUGGCUUGGCUUUUGAAAAACAGUACUUGCCGUAUUUUUCGCUCUAUAACAUGCACCCGACCAUAACACGCACAUAUUUUUUAGAGGAGGAAAAUCCGUAGGCAUGCCACCCCUAGGCAUUCCCUUCAUAACACGCACAAACAUUUCCCCUUACUUUUUAGGAGGAAAAAAGUGAGUGUUAUGGUGCAAAAAAUACGGUAGUUGAUUGAGAACCAUUGCCCUAGCUGCUUCUUGGUGCACCAGCUAUGCAGAACAUAAUCCUUCUGGGCUUAAUAUAACAUUACAAAAUAAUAAUUUGGAUUCUUGUUUGGAAAUUUUAUGAUGUGUUUAAAGUGUUAAAUGGCUGCUCUUCCCCCUUCAUUUUUUAAACAGAGAAGCUGACUGUGACUCCUACUGUAACCUUGGACUCUGCAGUUGAUAACUGUUGGGGACAAAAGUUAAAAUGUAGUUGAAGCCUUCUAGUUGCAGGGCAGUAGGACAGAAGUGUAGGGUGUCUCUGUGUACAUGCCAAGAGCAACACUGCCUUUCAGUGUACUUUGAAAAAUACUGUUUUCCUUCAGCUAGAGUAGCAGUUUUCUCAACAUUUUGGAAGAACUUGUUCUGGUCACUUUUUGAAAAAAAAAUACUAUAUUGCAGAUGCAGAGAAACCCUGUGGGGUUUCUAUUUUUCUUUUAAAACUAGUUUCCAAAAUGUAUUAAAUUAAACGUAGCAAUGAAUAAGCAAGCACGAGUGCACAAAUUCUCCUGAACACCACCCGUUCCUUUUCCUUGGAUAAAAAACUGAUGCCAUGCCAAAGAGCCAUAUGAGUCAUAAUGCGGUCACCAUAAACUUUGACGCUCCUACCACCUUGAGUGGUAAAGAUGCUAGGUUGUGGGGGAUGGGAGAAAAUAUAUAUUUUCCCAUGGGACAAUUUUUUUGUAUACCUGAGAGCCAGUGGAAGACAUAGGUGAGUGUUUUGGUUAGGACAUGUGAUACCUUUUUGGAAAAAACCCCACAGGGCUUGAAUAAGCACUUUUAGAAAUGUAAAAUUAGGUAGCCUUUGACUUCUUGCCAGCUCAGGUGACUUAGGGUGCCUCUUCCUCCGCCGCCCCCCAGGUUUAUUUCCAUAAACUAUUGGGGGGUGGGGAAGAAACUACUGGUAGUUCUUGCCUGAGAUAUUCAGAGGGAAUGAACAGAGCUGUUAGUCGAUAUGUCAGAACUGCAUACUGUCUUGAACAAGAUCAUUCUCAGCAAGCAAGGAGCAAAUCUCUAGCAUGCUAUUCUGGCAAAAACUGGUAAGAACUGGUUUUGCACGCUGUGGAGUUCCUCCUGUAUUUGCUGUGAAUAAUCUUGUUGGAACAGCAUUCAGAGGAGACCGAGAGCCCGGAGAUAUCUGGAAUUGUGCACAGUAUUCUAAAUAUGGAUUGCAUUCUGCGUGUAAAUGAUCACCCUCUCCUUCCAGAGGAAUGUCAAAUAUGCUUCUGUUUUUAGUGCCUUUAGAGGAAUAUGGGGAAGGGUGAGUUGGGUGGGUGAGUUUUUUUGUUUCUGUUAGACAUAUUGGAGGAAUUCUCUCGUUUGCUUUAAUAAGCAAGAAUUGUAAACCUUGAUGAAUAAAAAUGCCUUUUCCUGUGAGUUAAUGAGGUUGCUUGUCUGCUACAUACGACUACAUCAAUUUUUGUCUUCAGUGUAAUCUUUCUUGUGUGUAUAUCUAUCCCAUAACUGCUGUACAAACAUAACCAGAUUGUAGAGGAGGAGAGAUUUUCAACACCACAACCCUUUGUUCAAUAAAGGCUUAUUGGGUUGGCA
Podarcis muralis (Common wall lizard) is the source of this 5948-nucleotide messenger RNA. It is a transcript of the gene PPP1R3G, whose product is annotated as protein phosphatase 1 regulatory subunit 3G. The record is from RefSeq and is a predicted model, not a curated record. Gene Ontology annotation, cellular component: protein phosphatase type 1 complex. NCBI's taxonomy places the organism in Eukaryota, Metazoa, Chordata, Lepidosauria, Squamata, Lacertidae. Gene Ontology annotation, molecular function: protein phosphatase 1 binding; glycogen binding. Gene Ontology annotation, biological process: regulation of glycogen biosynthetic process.